Microstroma glucosiphilum is the source of this 1074-nucleotide messenger RNA. RefSeq lists its product as hypothetical. The record is from RefSeq and is a predicted model, not a curated record. Gene Ontology annotation, cellular component: nucleolus; small-subunit processome. NCBI's taxonomy places the organism in Eukaryota, Fungi, Basidiomycota, Exobasidiomycetes, Microstromatales, Microstromataceae. The transcript has 2 exons. Gene Ontology annotation, molecular function: small ribosomal subunit rRNA binding. Bases 1 to 1074 code for a protein of 357 amino acids.
AUGAGGCAAAAGAGAUCAAAGACAUACCGCAAGCUCCUCUCAUCUUACAUCCUUCACUUCAACUUCCGCCCGCCCUUUCAGCUCCUCAUCGAUGCACCCUUCACCCACUCCCUGGCAGCACUCCAUCUCACACCACAAGAAGUGGACCACCGUCUGUCCGAUGUUCUGCAGACUUCACAGCUCUCAAAGGGCAAGACUAGGGCGGGCAAUGCAGAGAUGAAGUGCCUCAUCACACAGUGCUGUAUGGUACAGCUCUAUCAGGCGGAGAAGGAAGGCAAGAUCGAAAAGGAUGCCGUGAACAUUGCCAAGUCGUGGGAGAGGAGGAGGUGCAACCACCGUGAGGCGAUUGACGCAGACGAGUGUCUCAAGGAGGUCAUCGGUGAGUGCCCCAACAACAAGCACCGCUACCUUGUGGCCUCCGACUCGAAGAAGCUGCGAAAUCAUCUCCGCGAAGAAGUAGCCGGUCUUCCCCUGGUGCACACAAAUCAAAGUCGAGUCAUCGUUCUCGAACCCAUGAGCGACAAGACGAAAGCAAGGGUGCAGGAGCUUGAGCACGCUAAGCUGGGCGGACAGCCAGAUUCACAGACUGCACCUGCUCUGGGGUCAAAUGUAGUCACUGAAGCCUCCCUCGUAGGGCAGACUGGCGAGUCUUCGAAAGCGGCUCGUAAAGCAGGAUACAAGAUGCGCAAGACCCGAGAGGCCAACCCGCUUAGCAACAAGAAGCCAAAGAAGGUGCUGGAGGCCGAAAAGGCAGAGAAGGAGAGGAGGACGAGGGAAAUUGCAGAACGGACAGAGGCAAAGAGGAGAAAGGCAGCAGAAGAGGAACGGGAGCGGCAGAGAGCGGAAGAUCAUGCGGCUCGCGAAGGCAACGAGAGCAGAGAUGACGGGGAGGAGAGAGAAGAUGAUACUUCGUCCAAGAGGCCGGCUCAGCAGCAGCAGCAGCAGCGACCGGUAGGAGAGGGCAACGAUGUUGAGGAUGGUCAGGCCAAGAAGAAGCGCAAGAGGGGUGGCAGGGGCGCGGGAGGUAAAGCCGUCAAGGCUGAUGCAUCUGCCGCUGUCGCAGCUGCAUCGUAG